Molecule: messenger RNA, 693 nt
Organism: Arachis ipaensis
Lineage: Eukaryota; Viridiplantae; Streptophyta; Magnoliopsida; Fabales; Fabaceae
Source: RefSeq, a predicted model, not a curated record
AUGGGCGUUGAACGCCCAAAUGAGGGAAGCCAAGCAGGUGCACGUUCAGGGAACACCUCUCUGAAACUAGUUGGUAAUCCUUCUUCUGGCACCGUGAACACUCACCCUGUACCACUCAGCAUACCUGAUUACAGGACUAGGAUGCCAUAUUCUCAAAACUCUGUCAAGCAGAAAAGGAUAAGCAAUUUGCCAGUCAUCCAGAGGACCCUGCCAGAGAAACAUCAAGACCCCAAGAGUUUUGUGAUACCUUGCACUCUCGGGGACGGUCACAUAAGGAAAGCCCUAUGUGAUCUUAGAGCAAGCAUCAAUCUGAUGCCUUCAUCACUAAUAAGGAAACUUGGGAACCAAGAUGUCAAGCCUACCCGCAUCUGCCUGCAGCUCGCUGAUGGAUCCACCAAGUUCUCAUCAGGAGUGGUUGAAGACAUGAUCGUAAGGGUUGGACCCUUUGCGUUUCCCACAGACUUCAUGGUGUUGAACAUGGAAGAACACAAGAAUGUAUCCAUUAUUCUAGGAAGACCCUAUUUGGCUACAGGAAAACCCUCAUUGAUGUGCAAAAAGGGGGAAGUGACACUGCAAGUUGAUGAGGACGAAUUCGUACUGAAUGCUGUCAGGGCCAUGCAGUACCCUGACACACCAGAGGAAUGUAUGAAGAUUGAUAUCAUCGACCCACUGGGUAUGACACGCUUGACAUAG